GCUGAGCUGGAUCAAAGACGAGGAGAAGUCGAUGGAGACGGACGAGGAUCGCGAGCGGCUGCUGGCGCUCUGCGACCGAGCAGUUCGCGAGUACUCCAGUGUGGACCUGUGGCUGGAGUACUGUCAGCUGGCGAUCGGCGGUCUGGCCGCCGAGGACGGGCCGGCCCGCGUGCGCGCCUUAUUCGAGCGCGCGCUCAUCGCGGUCGGCCUGCACGUCACCAAGGGCACCCUCAUCUGGGAGGCGUACAGAGAGUUCGAGAAUGCCAUGUGCAGCGGCGUGCCGCCUGGCGAGGAGAGCGCGGCGGCGGCGGCGCGCGACCGGGUGACGGCGCUGUUCCGGCGCCAGCUGCGCGUGCCGCUGCAGGGGCUCGAGCUCACGUGGGCCGAGUACGAGGCAUGGCUAGCCGCCGCUCCCACCGCCGCCCAGCCGGACGCCAACGACCGGCGCGAGUACGACAAGGCCUGCAAGCGGCUGGAGACGCUGCUGCCGUUCGAGGAGGCGCUGACGAGCGACGAGACUGGCGGCUCGGUGGCCGCCUACCAGCAGUACCUGAGCCACGAGCUGGCGCACGGCACACCGGCGCGCGUGCAGCACGUGCUGGAGCGCGCCGUGCUCGACAACUGCCUGGCGCUGGAGCUGUGGCAGGCGUACACGCGCUACCUGGACUUCGACCACGAGCGGGCCGUGCGCCACCUGGCCUGGUCGGCCGAGCUCUGGGAGCACUACAUCCGUGCUGUCGAGCGGGCCGGCGCGCCCCUCCAGCGAGCAGAGGAGCUGGUGACGAGGGCGCUGUCCAGCGGGCUGCAGACGCCGGCCGACUACCAGCUGGUGUGGCUGACCUGGCUGGACCUGUACCGCCGCCGGCUCAGCCAGGACGGCACCAAGGGCGCCGAUCUCAUGGAGAAGAUGCGGGUCCAGUUCAACAAGGCGUGCGAGCACCUUGCGCAGACGUUCGGUCUGGAGGGCGACCCCGAAUGUACGCUGCUGCAGUACUGGGCCAGCCUGGAGGCGGCCAACGGCCUGCUGAGCGAGGCCGUCGCCCUCUGGAACGACAUCAUGAGCCAGGGACACGACAAGUCGGCCAGGAUGUGGCUCCAGUACCUGCGGCUCGUCCAGCGGUUCGGGACGCCGGAGCAGCUGCGCAAACUGCUGGUGCGCGCGCUGGACCGCACCGUGGACUGGCCAGAGAGCGUGUACGAGAUGUGGGCGGCGUUCGAGCGCGAGCGGGGUACCCUGCAGACCUGGGACGAGAUGACCUACCGGAACGCCGGAGGUGGUGAAGCACUGCAAAUGCCGCCUCCGUCGCCCGGCUUCAAACCGCCCCCGCCGCCCGGGUUUAAACCACCCCCACCGCCUGGCUUUAAACCGCCGCCGCCGCCGAGCGAGACGCGGGAGGACGAGCGGCGGGACCGACCGCCAAAAGGUGACGAGGGCGGCGGCACGGGCGACGUGGAGCGAGACUCGCGCACCGUGUUCCUCAGCAACCUGGACUUCGCCACGGACGAGGCGCGCCUGCGCAGUCACCUGGCCGACGUGGGAGACAUCACCGAUGUGCGCCUGGUCAAAGACUACAAGGGCCGCUCCAAGGGGUUCGCUUACCUCGAGUUCUCGACCAUUGCGGCGGCCGAGGCGGCGUUUACAGCGCGACCGAGCUCCCAUCGACGCAGCCCCAGCAGUGCUUCAAAUACAACCACCGGCCUGGAGCGUAACAAGCUGUUCGUUCGAGGCCUGCCGUUCAGCGCCACCGCAGACGACCUACGGCAAAAGUUCUCCACGUUCGGCGAGCUGAAGGACGUGCGGCUGGUCAUCAGAAACGGCCACUCUAAGGGGCUUGCCUACAUCGAGUUCAACGAGGAGGUGAGCAUGCCUCGGACCGCUCACGGUCGGCAGCGGGCCGCGGCCGAGGCGCUGCUCAAGACCGACAGCACCGUCAUGGACGGCAAGACCAUCAGCGUGGCCAUCAGCGAUCCUCCCAAGGCCAAGGGCCGGCCGACAGAGCAGCGCUCGCUGGGGCCGGGCGGCCGCGGCGGCGCCAGUCGCGGACGGCUUCAGGUCGCCUUCGUGCCCCGAGCACUGCAGAAAAAGGAGGCGCCGGCCGAGUCGGCCGCGCCCCAGGCGCCGACGCCCAAGAGCAAUGCCGACUUCCGCGGUCUGCUCUUGUCCAAGAAGUAGGCGGUGGUCUGCCGUGACGGGGAGCUGUCUCACAAGUCUUUGCUCCCAUUUGCAUCGUAGCUGACAGUUGAUGUGCAGCCAAUACAGAGCGAUCGUUUGUA
This is a messenger RNA of Pollicipes pollicipes, 2274 nucleotides long. Its product is annotated as squamous cell carcinoma antigen recognized by T-cells 3-like. The record is from RefSeq and is a predicted model, not a curated record. Gene Ontology annotation, molecular function: RNA binding; protein binding. NCBI's taxonomy places the organism in Eukaryota, Metazoa, Arthropoda, Thecostraca, Pollicipedomorpha, Pollicipedidae. Gene Ontology annotation, biological process: RNA processing.